Molecule: messenger RNA, 1933 nt
Organism: Leptinotarsa decemlineata (Colorado potato beetle)
Lineage: Eukaryota; Metazoa; Arthropoda; Insecta; Coleoptera; Chrysomelidae
Gene: Dek
Product: protein Dek
Biological process (GO): chromatin organization; regulation of double-strand break repair
Cellular component (GO): nucleus
Molecular function (GO): DNA binding; histone binding
Source: RefSeq, a predicted model, not a curated record
AUCGUUCUAUGACUUUUCUAGAUGAUUAGACGCGGUUUUAGUUUAGCAGUUUAUGCCAUUUAUGCGUUUAUGAUAUAUGUUGACAGUUGCAAUGUCUAGUGAAGGUGAUUCCUCAAAAAGUGUGAUAUCUGAGUCCAACGAGAAGAGUGGAACAGAUAACAACACCGAUGAUUCUUCUCAAGAUUCCCAUGAUGUGAACGACAUCAAAGCUGCUAAAGCUUCUGAUGCACCCACUGAAAACAAUUUGGAAAGUAAGGAUGAGGAGGAAAAAUCUAAAGAAGAAAUAGAGGAGGAGGAUAAAAGUUCGGAAAAGUCGCCUGAAAAAGUAGAUAAGGCCAACUCUGAUAAAAAGGAGAAAGGUGAUAGUGAAGAUGAUGAGGACGAGGAGGAAGACGAAGUAGAAAGUGAGGAAGUAGAUGGCGGAGAGAAGGAAGAUAAAAGUAAGAAAGAUAAGGACGAGAAAAAUAAGAAAGGCAGUGAGAAAACCAAGAAAGAGAAGGAAAAGAAGGCAAAAGGAGAGUCAAAAAGUGAAGACAAUAGCGAGAGGGAAGAUGGAGAAAGUGAAAAGGAUGAUAAAGAUGGAGAUAAAGAGGUACCUUUACUUGAUCAACCUCUUGAAAAAUCUGGCAAGAGAGAACGGAAAGGCGUACAGAGAUUCAAUGAAGAAUUUAAUGCCGAACCUAAGGAGGGGGCCAAGGUGGAAUUUGUUGAAGGCACUGGAACGCCUCUUGGAGAUAUCCCACGUGUCGAUGCGUCAAUAUCUCGGUUUAAAAAUGACGAUUUGAAAUUCCUUCAUCGACUUCUCUUCAAAGUCAUUGGCAAAAAUACACUGAUCAAAAAGAAUAUCAGGAAGUUUAACGGUUUUGAUUUCAAAAAAGAUAGUGAAGAGUAUGAAAAGAAAGUUGCAUUUGCUGGCAAAUUUGAAGUAAAACAGUUGAAAAGCAUGUGUGAGAUGUUAGAUUUGCCCAAAUCUGGUGUCAGAGAUGAAAUUGCUCAGAGAAUUGUCGAUUUUUUGGUAGAACCAAAAGAUUCUGGAAAACCAGUGGACGGUGGAAGACCUAAAAGAAGUGCAGCAGUGAAAGCCAACAAUAGAGGGUAUUCUUCACAUGAUGACUAUUCUAGUGACGAAAAGCACUCCUCCAGAGCUCGUCGAGAUAAAGGUAAGAGACCAAACCUCAAAGAAGAUAGUUCCAGUGAUGAAGAAUUCAAACCUAACUUAUCCGACGGUAGUGAAAAAAAAUCUCGCACCAAACGUAAGAGAGGAGCCCAGAAAAAAAAGUCAUCGGAAGAAGAAGAAGUGAGUGAUCCAAGCAUAGCAUCUUCCGAUGAAUCAGAUGAUGAGCCAAAGUCAAAACGUAAAAAGAGUCCUGUCAAAGCCAACAACAAAUCUAAAGCAAAAGCAACACCAGCACGGAAAGGCAGAGCUUCGGCGCCAGCAAAGAAGACUCCAUCUCGAGGUAGAAAGUCGAAGGCAAAGGCAGAAAGUUCUGAUGAAGAAGAGAGCGAACACAAAGAGGAGGCCAGUUCGUCUGAAGAUGAACCUCUAGUUAAGAAGGCGAAAAGUAGUCAACCGCCCACAGAUGAUGAAAUCAAAACUUUCAUUAAGAGUAUAUUGGAAGGUGCAAAUCUGGAAGAAAUAACUAUGAAGACUGUUUGCCAACGAGUCUAUGACCACUAUCCAGAUUUUGAUCUCACCCAAAAGAAAGAUUUUAUCAAAACUACUGUAAAGUCGCUGAUAUCAACGUGAACUAAAAAUGAUUAUUGUAGUUUGUAAGAGAACUUCAUAGAACAACAAUUUUGAAAAAAUGUUUGUUCGAGUACAAAAUUCAAAUUGUUUUAUUUCCCGUUUUUUAUCUUUCUGCAUUUUAUUGAUUCUACUUGUUGGAAAACUUAACAAAUGAUGAUUAUUUAUAAAUAAAAGUUUUACAUCUUG